Messenger RNA from Spodoptera litura, 1873 nucleotides. RefSeq lists its product as uncharacterized. Gene Ontology annotation, biological process: proteolysis. Lineage: Eukaryota; Metazoa; Arthropoda; Insecta; Lepidoptera; Noctuidae. The record is from RefSeq and is a predicted model, not a curated record. Gene Ontology annotation, molecular function: zinc ion binding; metalloendopeptidase activity.
UGCAUUUCAAAUUACCGAUAGGCUGAAAUGUUUAUUUAUUUUAUGUAUCUUCUUCAUUUGAAGAUAUUAAUGAGACGUGAUCGCAGGCCAGUUGAAGUAAAAUAAAACGAUUUUUACAAACAGAUAGAACGCGAUUUUAAUAAGUCCCAGAACAUUAAAUUCUUGCAACUUGCAAAGUUCUUCGGAACCGAUAAGAAAUAGCUGUGACAUUGAUGUAUCAGCGUUAUUAUCACUUCGACGAUGCAUAUUCGUACACUCUACGUAUUUAAAAUAAUAAUACAAAAUAUUUACUUUUUAUAUUCCUAACACUUUAUUGGGCUACUUUACGAGAACAAUAAAUGUAUUGUUAACAAUAUAUAUGAUAAAUGUAUGAGAACAAUAAAGCUUAUUCGAUUUCAUAAUAGUAAUUGAAAAAUAAUAUAAAGUUAAGGCAAUUGUGUAGAUUACGUUUAGUUAUUUUUUUAAAUUCUCCUUCUUUGUAGAUAGGAGUAAUGAAUUUAUUCCUUAGUUUUUAUUUGCUAAUUAUUACAAUAUGGCAUUUUGUGAUGUCGCAAGAUACUAGUAAUUGGUUGGAUUCGGAGGUGAUAGAGGACCGGUCGAAAUAUGUUCCAAAACAAAGUGAAGACCGAAGUGAGAAUGCGCUAGACAAUAAUCUGUGGCAGGAGUCGUAUGAAGACAAAUCAAAGGAAGAAUUCUAUAAAUUAGAAUCAGGGGGAUCUGAUGAAAACGAAUUGAAACGGAUUGUAAGUGACUCCUCGGUUGAAUUAAAGCCGGCCGUUUUUGUGUGGUCCAAGGGUAUCGUGCCAUAUUACGUAGACCCUAAAAGCUACGAUGAAAUAAUAACGAAACGCAUAAGAACAGCAAUGAAUUCGAUAGAGAGGGUCUCUUGUGUGGUUUUUAAGCCCUUGUUAAGAAGAGGUAAAGAGAUAAGUGGUUAUAUGUGGCUGAGUAUCGAAAAUCCAACAAAAAUCAGGCGAUGCAUACAUAGACCAUUGCACGAUGGCAGUGGAAAAGCGACUAUGAUCAUCGGUUACGAGUGCAUGACGCCACGUGACAUGCUGCAUACGAUGAUGCAUGUCCUUGGGUUCCACGACGAGAUCACCCAUCCACAGCGAAAUAACUAUGUCAGAAUCCUCUGGCCGAACAUACAACCACAAUACCGGUCGCUGUUCUGGGCGAGGGGAGAAUUUGAACAGAAGGAUAUGGUAGAGUACGACACCAUGAGCAUCAUGCAUUUCCAUGACCACGCCUACAGCAACAAUGGAGGACCUACUAUAGUACCUUUGGUACACGGCUUGAAAAUAAAGCAAUCAGAAACAGUUCAUUUUUCUCAGUUAGACGUUAUGAAGCUUCAAUUAACUUACGGUCACGAUUGCAACAGACGGAAGGUGAGGAAACUGUAUGAAACCUGUCAGGCUGUUAUGGGAGACGGUGAAGACGGUUCAGAUGGUCAAGAUGGUUCAGAUGGUCAAGACGGUUCAGAUGGUGAAAACGGUGCAAGAGACGAAGACGGGACAGAUGGUGAAGACGGUAAAGGUGGUGAAGACCGUAAAGGUGGUGAAGACGGUCAGGACAGCAAAGGAGAUGAAUACGAUACAGAAGGUCAAGACGGUACAGGAAAUCGUGACAAUUUAGAUAAUAAUCAAGACGACCAAGACUUUGCAGAUGAUCAAGGCCGUCAAGGCGGUCAAUAUGUUAACGGAUCUCAUACAACAAAAGAAGUGAACCCAUCACCCAAGUCAAUGGUUAACAAAGAGCAUUUUGAUUUGAUGCAAAACGUAUCCCAGAAACAUGUACCAAAUAAAUUGUAACUCGAAUAUAAGUUCUACUAGAUGUUAUAUUUUUUGUUUACUGGCAGUAUCUUGCACUCACA